Molecule: messenger RNA, 2453 nt
Organism: Paramecium pentaurelia
Lineage: Eukaryota; Ciliophora; Oligohymenophorea; Peniculida; Parameciidae
Source: the annotation of a GenBank genome assembly
AUGAUUACAAUCAAUAAUGAAACUAAUGAAGAGAAGAUUCUCAUAUAAUAGUAAUUUAGUGCAACACCUUAAUAAAAUGAGCAUGGAUAGGAAAAAGAAAUCCAAUUUCAAAAGGUACUUGAUAUAGUCAGGUAAAGUGAUUCCAAUUAUUUCAAAUAUCCACCUGAUUUAAAUUUAGCAUAAUUGCAUAAAUAAGCGUAUUACGUAUGUCCAAACUAAGAAGUAAUCAACAAAUACUAAUUUAAUGCAUGUCCUUGUUGCAAGUAUUAAAUUUAAAUAUUCCUAGCAAAACUAUCAAUAAAAAAUAAUUUAAUUGGCUCACUUCUGAUUUUUAUGAAUAAAUGAUUGAUGAAUAUGGUAUUGUGGUUCCACUUUACUUCACUUUAAUGAAAUUUUAAGUGAUAAUCUUUAUCUUAGUCUUUUGUAUAUAUGGAAUUAUUUUUAUGAAGACUGUGCAUAAAAUUUGUGAUCCAUAGCGUGAUUAUGAAUAAUAAUGUGAUGAAAAUUUUACAUAUUAUUGCAAAAUGUGUGAAUUUAGUGAGAAUUAUCACUUUAUUGAUAUAGUAAAUCUUUAGUAAUAUUUCUCAAAUCAAGCAGAUAAUGAUGUAAAAAAUUAUUUUGGAUUUGCUGCAUUUUUUGUUUUCUUUAUUAACCUACAUUUGCCAUUUUUAUAUGAUUUGUUAAUAUCAUAUAUGUAAUUUAUUUAAGUGAAAUUAGAGAAAUUAAAUAUUGGAAGAGAGAGCCUUGUCAUAGACAAACAGAAACUAAGAAUUCAAUUUAUGUUCGACAUUUAUAACAUAAAAUGCCACCUAAUGAAAUAUUUGCUUUAAUCAAAAGAUGCGUUGAAAAACACCCAAACUAAGAAAUUGCUACUUAAUCUAAGUAAUAAUAUCAUAAAUUUAGUAAAUUGAACGACCCAUUGUUCAAAGAAAUAAUUUACAUAUAUGAUGUUGAAUAGUUGAUAAAGUUUGCAUCAAUAAGAGAGGCAGUUUUGAUUGAAAUAAUUUAAAAUCUAUAGAAUUACACAAAAUAUUGUUUAUAAAAAGAUUUUGCUUAAUAAAAUAAUUGUUUAACUAAAUUAGAGAAUAAUUUAACAUUACUUGAGGAUAUUAAUAAUAAAAUAUAAAAAGAAACUGGAAAUAUUUAAUUUAAUUAAUUAACAAUAGAUUCGUUAAGAAAUAUUGAUUCAUUAUAAUUUAGCAAGAAGGCAAUUAUUCAUUUUACUGAUAAAUAAGUUUUUAAUUUAAUUCAUUCUAAUUUUAAAAGAACAUUUCUAUAAGAUUUGAAAAUUAAAUUCAAAUUUAUUGUUCAUCCUAAAUUAAAUGAUAAAAUAGCUGUUAAAAAAUCAUUUCGAAUUAAUGGUUUGUUUUGGAAUAAUCUAGGAACUAAAAGUAUAGAUCGAGUAAUAUAAAAAUGCAAAUCAAUCGUGGUUAUGAUCUUUGCAUGCGCAAUUUUAAUGGUUGCAUAUGAAUUUAUAUAUCUUUAUGUAAAUGACCCAGAAUUUUAAACUAACAAAGAAACUGGAAGACUCACUUAAGGAGAAAAAGCAGCUACUAAUAUUUUUACAAUACUUGUUCCAAUAAUUACAACUAGUGCUAUUCUUGCUGUUAUCAUUAAUUAAAAGAAGGCGAAAAAAAAUACAUUUGCUCAUUAAGAACGAGGCUUUAUGCAUUUUUUAAUUGUUGUAAAUUAUCUAUUAGUCACAUUUGUUCCAUAUUUAUUUACUUUUGAGUUAUGGAAUGGAAAAGAAAAUCCACCUGCAAUCUAUAAUUUAAUAUCACUUACUUAAAACAAAUUAAUAACUAAGCAUUUAUUUCAUAUGUUCCAUGUUAGAUUUAUUUCAUCUUUAUUAAAAUCAAGAAAAGCUCUUAAAAAUUAUUUGUAAUAUUUUUAAGGAUAAUUAAAUUAAAUGUUAACUCCUCCAUUUUUCCCAUAGAGAAGUAGAAAUUGUAAUGCUCUUUAUAGUAUUACAAUAGGAUUAUGUUUAAUAUAUGUUUGUCCACUAAUAACUUUAAUUUGCUUUUUCUUUAAUAUAUUUAUGUACAUAUUUGAUAGAUAUACUAUCACUCAUAUUUAUGCCAUUGAUAAAAGAUUUACUCUUAUAUUAAUGAGACAUUAAAUCAAAGUUUAUUCUAUUGCAUUCUAUCCGAUUAAAAUAUAUUUAUUUAUUAAAUUAUUUUGGGAUUUUGAAUGGCUUAUUUAUGCUGGUUUGCCUGUCUGUAUAUCAAUUAGUCUACUCAAUAUUAUCUUUAGAAAAUAGAUAAUAAAUUUUAUUUUGUUGACAAUAUUUUAAAUGAAAAAAAUGGAUCCUAAUUAAAAUGAUUAAAUAACAUAUUCAGAAGAUUAUAUAAAUUAUCUUAAAAGUAUAAAUUAUUGUUUUAUUUAAAGAUUUAAAAAUAGACGAAACCAAUAAAAUUACUUGGCAAAUAUUGAAUUUAUAUAAAAAGAUUUGA